UCGGCUUCUCCCCGGGGCCCUCGGGGCCCUCCAGGCCGUCCAGGCCCUCCGGCCUCGAGGCCGGCAGGUGAGCCUGGGGCCCCAGGGACAGGCCAAGGGCUGUGUCCUGCAGAGCUCCAGAGCCCUCGCCACGGCUGCCCACUGGCCGGACCCAGGACGUGAAGUCCGAGGCCUAAUGGCGGCAGCGGUCUCCAUGGGUCGCGGUCAGCGGAGGUCUCGGCAGCGGGAGUAUAUGGACACUGGCAUUAAGCCAGCAACAGUGGACGCAAAUCCUUCUCACGACACCGUCUGAACAUCUACAUCUCUCUUCCAUUUUUAAGGACCCCUGUGAUGACAUUGCACCCACCUGCAUAAUCCAGGAUAAUCUCCCUGUUUUAAGUAGGCCAUGGUAAGGACUUUGGCUUUUACUCUGAGAGUGAUGGGGAGUCGUGGAGGGUUCUGAGCAGAGAAGAGUAUCUGGUUUUUAUUUCACAGCAUAUUCGGCUACUGGAUGGAAAAUCAACUUGGGAAGAGGUCAAGAAAGGCAAAAAAUGACUGAGGAACUGUUCCAGGUUAAAAAAGCAGGCAAUGUGUUGAUGACUAAAUGCAGUGUGUGAUCCUGGAGUGGAUCCUGGACCGAGGCAAAAAAGCUACGAAGGACAUGACUGAGACAAUGACAAAAUUUGAAUAUGGACUGAGAAUUAGAUAAUAGGGAGGUUACAGAGGAGACCAUAGAUGUUCAUCAAAGGAGCCUGUUGUGAAUAAGCAAAUUGUUUUAGACUGUCAGUUUCGGAUCCAAGGAUGGCGAUGGCAAAGCUUACUCGAGUUCCUUGUCAAAUUAAAGCUGUCACAGAAUAAAUCCCGCUGCCUGCUGCGAGGCCCCCCGGGCACAGCAAACUUCAGUGAGUGAACUGGUAAUCAGUGUUUGGAUAUGCAGAGCCAUGAUUUAAAAGGCGGGGUGACCCUCCCAAAAACCUUUCACGGGGGCCGUAGCCCGCAGGUGCAGUGAGGCGUGCGCGCGCGAGUGCUGGCGCCCCAGAAGACGCCUCUCCCGUGGAGAGGGAGCCGGAGAGCCCGGCGAGGUCUGGCGGCCGCGCACCUGGCGGCUUGUCUCCGGCGGCGGCGGCGGCGGAUGAUGGUUGCGGCCGGCGCGCUGGUCUGUGUCUGUGCGUCGCCGCGGAAAUCAGAGCCCGGCGCUGCACGCUGAGCCCUUGCAGGUCCUCCGCAUCCCGAGCCUUGGCGAGGACAGACCCGGAGCCCAGGGGCCGCGGACCUGCGUGCGGAGGGACCGGGGGGCGAGUGGGGUCAGCUUAUCAUGGCGGAUCGGACAGCUCCCAGCUGCCAGCUCCGGCUGGAGUGGGUGUACGGGUACCGGGGUCACCAGUGCCGCAACAACCUGUACUACACCGCCGGCAAGGAAGUGGUCUACUUUGUGGCUGGCGUCGGGGUGGUUUACAGCACCCGCGAGCACAGCCAAAAAUUCUUCUUGGGACACAACGACGACAUUAUCAGCCUUGCCUUACACCCAGAUAAAACCCUUGUUGCAACUGGCCAAGUUGGGAAGGAGCCAUAUAUAUGUAUAUGGGACUCCUAUAAUGUCCAGACUGUGUCUAUUCUUAAAGAUGUCCAUACACAUGGAGUCGCCUGCCUGGCUUUCGACUCGGAUGGACAGCGUUUAGCCUCUGUGGGAUUGGAUGCCAAAAACACAGUCUGCAUUUGGGACUGGAGGAAGGGAAAACUUCUGGCCUCAGCCACUGGCCACUCUGACCGGAUUUUUGAUAUUUCCUGGGAUCCAUAUCAGCCAAACAGAGUGGUUAGCUGUGGAGUGAAACAUAUAAAGGGCCACCACCUCCACAGCUGCCUGAGUCCUGGUCCUCCUGGGGGGUGCAUCCAUCUAGAACUGCUUCCUCGAAUACGCAGCUACUCUGAGAGGACCGUCAUUUUUCCUCUCCUGCAGGCACAGAGUAUUAGGUUUUGGACACUAUGUGGAAAUGCCCUGACUGCAAAAAGAGGGAUAUUUGGCAAAACAGGGGAUCUUCAGACCAUCCUUUGCCUUGCAUGUGCCAAAGAAGACAUCACCUACUCUGGUGCUUUAAAUGGCGACAUCUAUGUCUGGAAAGGGCUCAAUUUAGUCCGCACCAUUCAAGGAGCACAUAGUGCUGGAAUCUUCAGCAUGUAUGCUUGCGAAGAAGGCUUUGCCACUGGUGGACGAGAUGGGUGUAUACGAUUAUGGGAUACUGAUUUCAAACCAAUAACCAAAAUUGAUCUCAGGGAGACAGAACAAGGAUAUAAAGGCCUCUCUAUCCGGAGUGUGUGCUGGAAAGCAGACCGCCUUCUAGCAGGGACCCAGGACAGUGAGAUAUUUGAAGUGAUCGUGCGAGAACGGGACAAGCCAAUGCUGAUCCUGCAGGGCCACUGUGAGGGGGAGCUCUGGGCUCUGGCCCUGCACCCCAAGAAGCCGCUGGCUGUGACAGGCAGCGAUGACCGCUCUGUCAGGCUGUGGAGCCUAGCAGACCAUGCCUUGAUCGCCCGCUGUAACAUGGAGGAAGCGGUUCGAAGCGUUGCUUUCAGCCCUGAUGGAUCUCAGUUGGCCCUGGGCAUGAAGGACGGAUCUUUCAUUGUUCUCCGAGUCAGAGAUAUGACAGAAGUGGUUCAUAUCAAAGAUCGAAAAGAAGUCAUUCACGAAAUGAAAUUUUCUCCAGAUGGUUCUUAUCUGGCAGUGGGAUCCAAUGACGGCCCAGUAGAUAUCUACGCUGUCGCCCAGCGGUAUAAGAAAAUUGGAGAAUGCAACAAGUCUCUCAGUUUCAUCACACACAUCGACUGGUCUUUGGAUAGUAAAUACUUGCAAACUAAUGACGGUGCCGGAGAACGGCUGUUCUACAAAAUGCCAUCUGGGAAGCCUUUAACAAGUAAAGAAGAAAUCAAAGGGAUUCCCUGGGCCUCCUGGACAUGUGUGAAUGGCCCAGAAGUGAGUGGGAUUUGGCCAAAAUACACUGAUGUCACUGACAUCAACUCAGUGGAUGCAAAUUACAACAACUCAGUACUGGUGUCUGGAGAUGAUUUUGGACUGGUUAAAUUGUUUAAGUUUCCUUGUCUCAAGAAAGGAGCCAAAUUUAGAAAGUAUGUGGGUCAUUCUGCACAUGUCACAAACGUCCGCUGGUCUCAUGACUUUCAGUGGGUAUUAAGCACAGGAGGGGCUGACCACUCGGUUUUCCAGUGGAGAUUUAUUCCAGAAGGUGUCAGCAAUGGCCUGCUGGAAACAGCACCCCAGGAAGGUGGCUCCGAUUCCUAUAGUGAAGAAUCUGAUUCGGAUUUAUCUGACGUGCCGGAGUUGGACUCUGAUAUUGAGCAAGAAACUCAAAUCAAUUAUGAUCGCCAGGUUUACAAAGAAGAUCUACCUCAGCUAAAGCAACAAAGUAAAGAGAAAAACCAUGCAGUGUCCUUCCUCAAACGAGAAAAGGCUCCUGAGGACAGCUUGAAACUCCAGUUCAUACAUGGCUAUAGAGGCUACGAUUGUAGAAACAAUCUGUUCUACACACAAGCUGGAGAAGUGGUCUAUCACAUUGCUGCAGUUGCUGUCGUGUACAAUAGGCAACAACACUCCCAGAGGCUGUACCUGGGACACGAUGAUGACAUUCUCAGCCUGACCAUCCAUCCAGUGAAGGACUAUGUGGCCACUGGGCAGGUUGGGAGAGAUGCUGCUAUUCAUGUGUGGGACACGCAGACUCUAAAAUGUUUGUCACUGUUGAAAGGACAACAUCAGAGAGGAGUGUGUGCGCUCGAUUUUUCAGCCGAUGGAAAAUGUCUGGUGUCGGUUGGUUUAGACGAUUUUCACAGUAUUGUAUUUUGGGACUGGAAAAAGGGAGAAAAGAUAGCCACCACCAGAGGACAUAAAGAUAAGAUAUUUGUGGUAAAGUGUAACCCACACCAUGUUGACAGACUGGUUACGGUUGGGAUCAAGCACAUCAAAUUCUGGCAACAAGCAGGUGGGGGCUUCACCUCUAAAAGAGGAAUUUUUGGAAGUGUUGGAAAGUUAGAAACAAUGAUGUGCGUUUCUUAUGGACGAAUGGAAGAUCUGGUGUUCUCAGGAGCAGCUACUGGAGAUAUUUUUAUUUGGAAGGAUGUUCUCCUACUAAAGACAGUGAAAGCUCAUGACGGGCCCGUGUUUGCUAUGUAUGCAUUGGAUAAGGGUUUUGUAACAGGUGGAAAGGAUGGAAUUGUGGAACUCUGGGAUGAUAUGUUUGAAAGAUGCUUGAAGACUUAUGCCAUUAAAAGAGCAGCAUUGUCAACCAGCUCAAAAGGCUUGCUUUUGGAAGAUAACCCUUCAAUUCGUGCCAUCACUUUGGGACAUGGACAUAUCCUGGUGGGAACGAAAAAUGGAGAGAUCCUGGAAAUUGAUAAGAACGGCCCAAUGACACUGCUCAUUCAGGGGCACAUGGAAGGAGAAGUAUGGGGGCUGGCGGCUCACCCUCGCCUGCCUGUCUGCGCAACAGUGAGCGACGAUAAAACACUGCGGAUCUGGGAACUAUCCUCCCAGCACCGUAUGCUGGCAGUACGGAAACUCAAAAAAGGUGGAAGAUGCUGUGCCUUCUCCCCUGAUGGGAAAGCCUUAGCAGUUGGCUUGAAUGAUGGGAGUUUCCUGGUUGUAAAUGCCGACACUGUUGAAGACAUGGUCUCCUUCCAUCACAGAAAAGAAAUGAUCUCUGACAUUAAAUUUUCAAAAGAUACAGGAAAAUACCUCGCUGUGGCGUCCCACGAUAACUUUGUGGAUAUUUACAACGUCCUUACAAGCAAAAGGGUUGGCAUCUGUAAAGGUGCUUCUAGUUACAUUACACACAUUGACUGGGACUCUAGAGGGAAAUUACUGCAAGUUAAUUCAGGUGCCAAAGAACAACUCUUUUUUGAAGCUCCAAGAGGCAAACGGCAUAUAAUAAGACCUUCAGAGAUUGAGAAGAUAGAGUGGGACGCUUGGACCUGUGUGCUGGGGCCCACCUGUGAGGGCAUCUGGCCAGUGCACAGUGAUGUGACUGAUGUGAAUGCUGCCAGUCUCACCAAAGACCAUUCCCUCUUAGCCACAGGAGAUGAUUUUGGUUUUGUUAAGCUUUUUUCAUAUCCUGUCAAGGGCCAGCACGCGAGAUUCAAGAAGUACGUGGGGCACAGUGCCCACGUCACAAACGUGAGAUGGCUGCACAACGACUCUGUGCUGCUCACGGUGGGCGGUGCCGACACGGCCCUGAUGAUCUGGACGAGGGAGUUUGUGGGGACCCAGGAGAGCAAGCUGGUGGACAGUGAGGAGUCGGACACUGACGCAGAGGAGGACGGAGGCUAUGACAGUGACGUUGCUAGAGAAAAGGCCAUCGAUUACACCACCAAGAUCUAUGCUGUGAGCAUCAGGGAAAUGGAAGGCACCAAACCACACCAGCAGAUGAAAGAAGUUUCAGUGGAAGAAAGACCACCCGUUAGCAGAGCGGCUCCCCAGCCUGAGAAACUCCAGAAGAACAAUAUCACCAAAAAAAAGAAACUGGUUGAGGAGCUGGCUCUCGACCACGUGUUUGGCUACAGAGGGUUUGACUGUCGCAAUAACCUGCAUUACCUGAAUGACGGUGCUGACAUCAUCUUCCACGCAGCCGCGGCCGGCAUCGUUCAGAACCUGUCCACAGGGAGCCAGAGCUUCUACCUGGAGCACACGGAUGACAUCCUCUGCCUCACGGUGAACCAGCACCCCAAGUACAGAAACGUGGUGGCCACCAGCCAGAUAGGAGCAACACCUUCCAUCCACGUGUGGGACGCCAUGACCAAACACACCCUCUCCGUGCUGCGGUGCUUCCACUCGAAGGGGGUGAAUUACAUCAACUUCAGCGCAACCGGGAAGCUGCUGGUGUCGGUGGGCGUGGACCCCGAGCACACCAUCACCGUCUGGCGCUGGCAGGAGGGUGCCAAGGUUGCUAGCCGAGGGGGCCACCUGGAGCGCAUAUUCGUGGUGGAGUUUCGCCCUGACUCAGACACACAGUUUGUGUCUGUCGGAGUCAAGCACAUGAAGUUCUGGACCCUGGCAGGCAGUGCCCUGCUUUAUAAGAAAGGGGUCAUCGGGUCCAUGGAGGCUGCCAAGAUGCAGACGAUGCUCUCCGUGGCCUUCGGUGCUAACAACCUCACUUUCACGGGUGCCAUCAACGGCGACGUCUACGUGUGGAAGGACCACUUCCUUGUCCGGCUGGUGGGCAAGGCUCACACAGGCCCCGUCUUCACAAUGUACACGACCCUUCGGGACGGGCUCAUAGUGACCGGUGGAAAAGAGCGGCCGACCAAAGAAGGAGGUGCUGUGAAACUGUGGGACCAGGAGAUGAAGCGCUGCCGGGCCUUCCAACUGGAGACGGGGCAGCUGGUGGAGUGUGUGCGCUCCGUGUGCCGCGGCAAAGGAAAGAUUUUAGUGGGAACCAAGGAUGGAGAAAUCAUUGAAGUUGGUGAAAAAAAUGCUGCUUCCAACAUCCUGAUUGAUGGACACAUGGAAGGGGAGAUCUGGGGCCUGGCCACACACCCCUCCAAGGACAUCUUCAUCUCUGCCAGUAACGACGGCACAGCCCGAAUCUGGGACCUGGCUGACAAGAAGCUGCUAAACAAGGUGAACCUGGGCCACGCGGCCAGGUGUGCAGCCUACAGCCCUGACGGGGAGAUGGUGGCCAUUGGCAUGAAGAAUGGAGAGUUUGUCGUCUUGUUGGUGAACAGCCUGAAAGUUUGGGGGAAGAAACGAGACCGGAAAUCUGCUAUCCAAGAUAUCAGAAUCAGCCCAGACAGCAGAUUCUUAGCUGUUGGUUCUUCUGAACACACAGUUGACUUCUAUGACCUCACUCAGGGCACGAGUCUGAACCGCAUCGGCUACUGCAAAGAUAUCCCAAGCUUUGUCAUUCAGAUGGAUUUUUCCGCGGAUGGCAAAUACAUCCAGGUGUCAACAGGAGCCUACAAGCGCCAGGUGCAUGAGGUGCCCCUGGGGAAGCAGGUCACCGAAGCCACGGUCAUUGAGAAGAUCACCUGGGCCUCCUGGACAAGCAUUCUGGGAGACGAAGUCAUUGGCAUCUGGCCGCGAAACGCAGACAAGGCUGAUGUCAACUGCGCGUGUGUGACCCACGCUGGCCUGAACAUUGUCACGGGAGACGACUUUGGGCUCGUGAAGCUCUUUGAUUUUCCAUGCACAGAGAAAUUUGCCAAGCAUAAGCGUUACUUCGGUCACUCGGCUCACGUGACGAACAUCCGUUUCUCUCAUGACGACAAGUACGUGGUCAGCACUGGAGGAGACGACUGCAGCGUGUUCGUGUGGCGAUGCCUGGAAGUGCCAGAGUCCUCUUACUUUAUUGCUGCUGCUGCCGCCAGCCACCGUGGAGGCAGUGAUGAGGUGCCUCCUGGCCGCCAGCUGCUGGGAAAGGCCUACGACACCGCAGGCCGCACGAGCUCCAAGUGCUAGUGAAGUGGUGUGACUGCGCCCAUCGCCUGGAAUCUCCAAAACCGUCGGGCCAAAAAGGAAGAGUUUUAUAUCCAUUAAGUGCCUUUGAAAGCUUCCAGGUUUGUGGGCUGCUGUCUCCCCUCCCCCAGGUUGUCUCCUUUCUACAUAUGGUGCUAAAACGUCAAAACUGAGGAGGGCUACAGGACCCUCAGCAGACUCCUGGUCUGUCACCCAGGUCAGGUAUUUAGUUAGGUCAGGGCUUCCUAAAUGAAAGACAUCAGUUACCUGCUUGGGAAACAGUGGCUAUUUGAAGUUGAGCAGCAAAGAAACUUAGAUUCAGGAGUCGGAGGGUGGGUGGGUAGAACGGGUUUUCAUCAUAUUGAGUGCCAAACCCACAACAUCCAAAACAUUUCAAAUAAAACAAACCUCUACUACAGAACAGAAGGGAAAAAAAAAAAAAAAAAAAAAAGCUCAAGUAGGUCCAGGAAGAUGAGCUGAUUUAUCUCAUUAAACCUAAAAUGGUGAUAAAUGAGGUGACCUGAGGCUGUGCUGGGUUUACCACUCCCAGAGUGGGGUGGACUUGGCCCCAGUGAUUUGUGUCACGUGAACUACAUAGGUCAAGUCUGGGUUUUUAAAAACUCUCUGCGGAACAAAUUCCUAAGCCCAAAUAAUAUUUGACAACUCAAGAUUAUAAAACAAAAUCAUCUAGCUUAGAGUUCCUCAGAGUUGGCUGGAUGACAGAAUGUGACUUGGCCAGCAAACCCAGAAGGUGUCCUAAACCACCUCCGUCGUACUUGACACCUGGCCGACCGCUGACAACGGCGAGGGCUGACGGCGCGCUCGGGACGGCAGGCUGGGGAGGGACUGGGGCUCUGAGCUCGUAUACCAGUUAGUCCUUCCAGUCAGUGAACUAAAAAAUUCUGCAUCUUGAGUCCCUGGCUAUUUGCAGUUGUCAGUUUACAGGAAAGGUGAAACGAAGCAUUUUCAAUUAAAUAGAUUAACAAACAUUUACCACAGAAGUGCUUCAGCAUUCUAAAUGGAUUAGAUCACACGUUAAGCUAUUUUUAUAUGCCAACUUAUUAAUGCCUUACAUGAAUCCACUGAUAGGUCGUUGGGCCCCCAGUUAGAGUCCCUAUGCAGCCCUAAUUCUGUGUUCCGUAACCACGUGACUGGUGAUGCUGAGUGAUAACCACGUCUGCCUAUACUGUACCACUGACCUUUCAUACUGAUCGGAUCCCGCAUUGAAUCACCACGUGAAGAACAAUAAAUUGAUCAAUGAGGACAUGUACACUAUAUUUAAAGAGCAAUAGUGUCUGUGUCAAGAAAAGUUCUUAAAUCUGAUUUGUAAACAUUUAUAUGGUAUGAUGAUUUUCCGUAUGUUCAUAAAUCCUGCACUGUAUUCUGUGUUAAAAUA
Balaenoptera musculus (blue whale) is the source of this 8828-nucleotide messenger RNA. It is a transcript of the gene EML6, whose product is annotated as EMAP like 6. Bases 1295 to 7435 code for a protein of 2046 amino acids. Gene Ontology annotation, molecular function: microtubule binding. Lineage: Eukaryota; Metazoa; Chordata; Mammalia; Artiodactyla; Balaenopteridae. The record is from RefSeq and is a predicted model, not a curated record. The transcript is spliced from 48 exons.